Molecule: messenger RNA, 779 nt
Organism: Neoarius graeffei (lesser salmon catfish)
Lineage: Eukaryota; Metazoa; Chordata; Actinopteri; Siluriformes; Ariidae
Product: CMP-N-acetylneuraminate-beta-galactosamide-alpha-2,3-sialyltransferase 1-like
Exons: 7
Coding region: 24-779 (251 amino acids)
Molecular function (GO): beta-galactoside (CMP) alpha-2,3-sialyltransferase activity
Source: RefSeq, a predicted model, not a curated record
AUGACAGCCAGGUGCCAAAACUUAUGAACAGGAGAAACAGCAAUCUUAGCACUCUCACACUUGACUGGUGGCUGAAGCUACAACCAUACCAUAAAAUGAAAUACAGAGAUGUUGUGCAGCCUCUAUUCUUACACUUCCCUGAUAAGGAGCACUACAAUGAUGCUGGUCCUGACCGCUGCAGAACCUGCGCUGUGGUGGGCAACUCGGACAACCUGAUCGGAUCCCAUUAUGGUCAACUAAUAGAUUCUCAUGACUUCAUUAUCAGCACAUAUACCAAUGUUAAACGUACAAUACAAGCAAACAAAGACAAGGUGAUGAUCAUGAGUCCUGAGUUCAUGAGAUAUGUCUACAAGAACUGGUCAAGAGAACAUGGGAGAUAUCCUUCCACUGGCUUCCUCACACUCGUGUUGGCCCUGCAUAUUUGUGACCAGGUGAAUGUCUUUGGAUUUGGGGCAAGGACUGAUGGAAGAUGGUACCAUUACUAUGAUAAAGUAUAUCGUCAAACUUCAGCUUUCACCAAAAACUAUGUAGCUUUGGCCUUCAUUGCUAACUACAACCAACUACAGCUUCAGUCUUCACUGCUAACCACCACCACUAUAGUCUUGGCCUUCACCAUCGGCUACAGCUUCAGCUUUCACUAUCGGCUACAGCUUCAGCCUUCAUUGCUAAGCAUCACUAAUCUAAAGCUUCACUCACAACUCGACAUACAGGCUGCUACGGGUGGUCUACGCACACGCAACCUGCACGCAGCACACGCGACCUGCACGCAGCGCAUGUGA